Messenger RNA from Misgurnus anguillicaudatus (oriental weatherfish), 2093 nucleotides. RefSeq names its product proton-coupled zinc antiporter SLC30A1. Gene Ontology annotation, molecular function: zinc ion transmembrane transporter activity; calcium channel inhibitor activity. The record is from RefSeq and is a predicted model, not a curated record. Gene Ontology annotation, cellular component: endoplasmic reticulum; membrane; Golgi apparatus. Gene Ontology annotation, biological process: intracellular zinc ion homeostasis; zinc ion transmembrane transport; detoxification of zinc ion. NCBI's taxonomy places the organism in Eukaryota, Metazoa, Chordata, Actinopteri, Cypriniformes, Cobitidae.
GGGAGUGCGUUUCCCCUCUCAGACCGUGUGGAGAUUUUUACCGGUCCGGGUGCAAAGUCUUAUGCCGUUUAACUUCUCGUGGAGUUUCUCGGGCGUUUUAUUAUUUCACCAUCAUUCUGUGAAAGCUGAUGGCACGCGCUGGUUUUCCUCUUUGGAUAUAAAUGAAUGUUUCGCGGAACAGAAUUUUUUCCUGCCUCGCGCAACUACCAUUUAGUUUAGUUGCCAAUAGCGACAGCGUAUACGCGUUCAUUUAUUUGCUAUAUAGGACCAUUUUUUAUAUAUGGGUAGCUUUCAAGUUAAAAAGGCAUAUAAAUGCUUGUUUUAACGAAAUGUAAAUAGUUUAAAAAAACUUUUUCCGUACUUAUAACUGAGUAAUUAAGGGCAAAUAAAUAUGGGUUUAGGACAGAAUCGGGCACGGUUGCUGUGCAUGCUCUCAUUAACUCUUGGAUUUUUUAUUGUUGAAGUUGUGGUCAGUAGAAUAACAGCAUCUCUCGCAAUGUUGUCAGACUCUUUUCAUAUGAUGUCGGAUGUAAUAGCUUUGGUGGUGGCUCUCAUCGCUGUGAGCUUUGCGCAGACAUCUCGAGCCACAGAUAAAAACACGUACGGAUGGAUCCGCGCAGAAGUCAUUGGAGCUUUAGUAAAUGCUGUGUUUUUGACGGCCCUCUGCUUCACUAUUGUAGUAGAAGCUGUCGAGCGCUACACGUUCCCUCACGAGAUUGAAAAUCCACGCGUUGUCAUUUGGGUUGGCGUUGCCGGUCUCCUGGUAAAUGUGCUUGGACUUUUCCUGUUCCAUGGACACGCAGGAUUCAGUGGGCAUGGACACUCUCAUGCUGGGCAUUCUCACGGUGGACACUCUCAUGAUCUAAAGAAAAAUCCAAAAAAGUAUGAAAAAUCAAAGGCACAUGACGAGACACGCAAUCUUAUGAUCAACAGCAGCAUUCAAGAAGAUCAAUCUACUGAGCUAAAGUCAGACAGCUUAAACAUCACAAUCACUACCAAUGGCUCGUUGGAGGACCAGGAGCAAAGUUCUGAGUCAGCGUCCCAGUUAAACAUGCGUGGUGUGUUUCUGCACAUACUGGGAGAUGCAUUAGGUUCUGUCAUUGUGGUGGUCAACGCCCUGAUUUUUACUUUUGUGUGGACGCCUUGUCAGAGCGAAGAAAUCUGUUACAAUCCUUGCCGUGGCAGCCACUUCACUGAACAACAAUGUGUUAAUGCCACGGUGCUGAGCAUAUCCAAAUCAUCCAACAGGGAACCCAGAAACAUUUCUGUCGCUGGGCCGUGUUGGGUGCUUUACCUAGACCCAACGUUAUGUGUAAUAAUGGUGUGUAUUUUGCUCUACACAACCUUCCCUCUACUAAAGGAGUCGGCUCUCAUUCUCUUGCAAACGGUACCUGAACAGAUUGAUAUGCACAGGUUAAAUGGGAAGCUGAGGAGUCUGGAUGGUGUCAUGGCCCUUCAUGACCUGCAUAUCUGGCAGUUGGCCGGGAAUCGCAUUAUUGCCACUGCUCACGUCAAAUGCGCAGAUCCGGCCUCUUACAUGAACGUAGCCAAACGCAUUAAAGCUGUCUUCCAUGAUGAAGGCAUCCACGCCACUACUGUUCAGCCAGAGUUUUCUUCCAGUUCUAAAGAGUUUGGCUCCUUGUGUGAACUUUCCUGUCAAAGUCAGUGUGGACCCAAGCUUUGUUGUAAUCUGACCAAAAGAGAAAACCCAGAGUCUGACUUGCCCAUGAGUAAAGAAAAGUCAUGCAUGCAUACCGAACCUAAGCACAAUGUAGCAUGGGGCGAUGAGAAGGAAUUAGAAGAUACUGUAAAAACAGAGAUGGAAUCAACCGUAUAGUUAAUGUACAACACUCACUGCGAUAUUACAUAAGUGUGUUAUGCUUAAUUCUGCCUGUAAGAAUUGUGUCAAAUUAGUAUAAUUAUAUCUACUUAGUGCAGAAUAAUAAAAGUAGUUUAGGAGAGUAGAAUUCUGUUAUUGCAAUGUUGGACCCAUGUUCUUGUAUUUAAACCUGUAAAAUGCAGGAAAAUACAAUUUUUUCCAUGUUUUAAAUAAAGAUUGUCAUAUAGAUGGAUAUUAAAGGUCACAAAACAUA